Molecule: messenger RNA, 1177 nt
Organism: Solanum tuberosum (potato)
Lineage: Eukaryota; Viridiplantae; Streptophyta; Magnoliopsida; Solanales; Solanaceae
Product: lipid phosphate phosphatase gamma, chloroplastic
Exons: 2
Coding region: 213-884 (223 amino acids)
Biological process (GO): protein N-linked glycosylation; lipid biosynthetic process
Cellular component (GO): intracellular membrane-bounded organelle; endoplasmic reticulum membrane
Molecular function (GO): dolichyldiphosphatase activity
Source: RefSeq, a predicted model, not a curated record
ACCAAUCAUCUCCAAACACUUGUCUACCUCCACCUUCCUUCCUUGUGUAGUCUUUCCCACAUUUCUGGCUCCUUCAACAACUCAACAUCUGCCCCCUUUUCACUAUUCUUGAUUUCACUUCAAUUCUCAACAAUCUUCAAAAGGGUGUUUCCUCAGUGGUUUUUUACUCUUCCCCACAUCACAGAUCUGACAAAAAAUUCAAAUCUUUUUCAAUGUCUCAUCAUCCAUUGAAGGCAGUGACACUUACCCAUGUUAGAUACCGAAAGGGGGAUCAAUUAGGCCAUUUCUUAGCAUGGGUUUCAUUGGUUCCUGUAUUUAUAAGCCUUGGUGGUUUCAUUUCUCACUUUAUUUUUCGUAGAGAGCUUCAAGGUAUGUUCUUUGCAUUUGGGCUUAUCAUUUCUCAGUUUAUCAAUGAAAUUAUCAAGAAAUCAGUUCAGCAAGCCCGACCCGAAACUUGUGCACUUCUUGAAAUGUGUGAUUCUCAUGGAUGGCCUUCUAGUCAUUCCCAAUACAUGUUUUUCUUUGCUGUGUAUUUUACUCUAUUGACUUAUAAGAAAUUGGGGCUAAUAUUUAGAAAUCAGUUGUUGGUUGCGGUUGUUUUGGUUUGGCCAAUGGCGGUUUUGACGAUGUAUUCGAGGGUGUAUUUGGGUUAUCAUACGGUUGCACAGGUGUUUGCUGGUGCUGCUUUGGGAACUGUGCUUGGUUGGGGUUGGUUUUGGAUUGUUAACAAUGUGCUCAGUGGUUUAUUUCCUGCUAUUGAAGAGAGUGCUUUCGGGAGGUUCUUUUAUGUUAAGGACACUUCUCAUAUUCCUAAUGUUCUGAGAUUUGAGUAUGAGAAUGCAAGGUCUGCGAAGAAACACCCGUCCUACAAGCGUGCUGAUUGAUUACUUGCCGUUCACUGAUAUUCCAAUAGAGUGGAACUCGAUGUUGAACCAGCUUGACCAACUCGGAUUUGAUGGUUUGGAGGUUCACGUACUUCUUAGACGUUGUUUAUCGCUACUUACUUUACUUGGACAUCUUUCUAGUUUUGAAGUGCCAUUUAUGUUUUUUAAAAUGUUUGUAAAUGGAUCAAGAAGGAAAGUAUAACAGGUAACUAGUUACUACAAGAUAUAGUGUACUUGCUCCUACACUCUUUGCAAAUUCUUUUGGAGUAAAAAAUAGUCAAAGUUUGAUGAGA